Molecule: messenger RNA, 1996 nt
Organism: Carassius carassius (crucian carp)
Lineage: Eukaryota; Metazoa; Chordata; Actinopteri; Cypriniformes; Cyprinidae
Product: gastrula zinc finger protein XlCGF8.2DB-like
Exons: 3
Coding region: 101-1408 (435 amino acids)
Biological process (GO): regulation of transcription by RNA polymerase II
Molecular function (GO): DNA-binding transcription factor activity, RNA polymerase II-specific; RNA polymerase II cis-regulatory region sequence-specific DNA binding
Source: RefSeq, a predicted model, not a curated record
UGACGGUGUGACGUCAUCAGCGUGCGCGCGCGCGCGCGGGCUCCCGCGUCUGUUGCGGUCAGAUCAAGAGAGGUCAUCCACAUGUCACAAUGUUAUAAAGAUGGCGUUUAUUAAAGAGGAGAAAGAAGAAGUGAAGAUUGAAGAAACAUUCAGAGUCAAACAUGAAGAGACGGAGGAACAAACAGAUCUGUUGUCGCUGAACAAGGAGAGCCAAGAACUGAAUGAAAUAAAACAUGAUUUCAUGAAAUUAGAAAAAGUCUUACACACUGAAAAUACUUCCUCUCCAAAUAGAGCUCAGAAAACCAAAUGGAACAAUUAUUUCACCUGCCAAGAGUGUGGAAAGAGAUUCACUCAAAAAGGAAAACUUGAAAAACACAUGGAAAUUCACUCUGGAGAGAAGCCGUUCACCUGCCAAGAGUGUGGAAAGAGCUUCAACCAAAACAUACACCUACAAACACACAUGAUAGAUCACAACAAAGAGAAGCCAUUCACCUGCCCAGAGUGUGGAAGGUGUUUUAAUCAUAAACAUAACCUUAAAGUCCACAUGAUAAUUCACUUUGGAGAGAAGCCUUUCAUCUGCCAAAAGUGUGGAAAGAGCUUCAGCCAAACCCUAUACCUACAAACACACAUGCUAGUUCACAACAAAGAGAAGCCAUUCGCCUGCCAAGAGUGUGGAAGUAGUUUUAAUUAUAAACAUAACCUCAAAGCCCACAUGAGAAUUCAUUCUGGAGAGAAGACGUUCACCUGCAAACAGUGUGGAAAGAGCUUCAACCAAAACAUACACCUUAAAACACACAUGCUAGUUCACGACAAAGAGAAGACAUUCACCUGCCAAGAGUGUGGAAGGAGUUUUAAUCAUAAACAUAACCUCAAAGCCCACAUGAGAAUUCAUUCUGGAGAGAAGACGUUCACCUGCAAACAGUGUGGAAAGAGCUUCAACCAAAACAUACACCUUAAAACACACAUGCUAGUUCACAAUGAAGAGAAGCCAUUCACCUGCCAAGAGUGUGGAAGGUGUUUUAAUCAUAAACAUAACCUCAAAGCCCACAUGAGAAUUCACACUGGAGAGAAGCCUUACACGUGUGAUAAAUGUGGAAAGAGUUUCACUCAUAAGUAUAGCUGUGACGUCCACAUGAGAAUUCACACUGGAGAGAAGCCUUACAAAUGUGUUCAGUGCGGAAAUGGUUUCAGCUCUAAAGGAAACUUUAUUGCCCACAUGAGAGUUCACACUGGAGAAAAACCAUACACAUGUCAGUGUGGAAAAAGUUUCAAACAGAAAAUAACACUUCAAAAUCACAUGAGAGUUCACACUGGAGAGAAGCUUUUCCCGUGUCUUCAGUGUGAGAAGAGAUUCACUUAUAAAAAAGACUUGAAGCGUCAUUUGCAAACACAUUUUAGCAAGAAAUAGAGGGGUUCUGAGUUUUAAAAGUUUACAUAAAGGAGCAAUUUCAAAAAUCACCAGGACAUUCUCUUUGGAGGAAGGUGAUUUAAUCAAGAUCAGUGUAAUAAUAUCUUUUGCCAUCAAAAUUACAAAUUCAUAUGAAAAGUCAUGCAGAUGUGAGACCAUAUUUGUGUUCUUUGGAAAGUGUUUUAAAUGGUUCGGUAGCAUAAAAUAUGUAUUUAUGUGAAAUCAAGGCUGCGUUCACAGCGCAGCUUUAAUGUUUCCCAAAUCUGAUUUUCCACUAUCAUGACUAUUUGCAUUAUUUUAUCUCUUUAUAAUUUGUGUAAUUUUGCCUGAUUUUAUUAUAUAUAAAUGUGAACCGCUAUGGCUGCACCCGACUAUUUUAUUUGCUGUAGUUCAGUGCUUCUCAAACCCUUUGUUGGCCCAAUGUACACCUUUGAGAAUAUAUAUUUUUUUCAUAAUAGAGUGUUUAUCUUACACUGAACAACAAUUGUUACAUUUUUACAAUAUUAUUAUUGACUUGGUACCCAAGUGCUGGAACUUUUGCCAGCAUUGAGUUGGAAUAAACAAGAUGUAAUAAAAUCCUUAAUGAAA